This is a messenger RNA of Gaeumannomyces tritici R3-111a-1, 2013 nucleotides long. RefSeq lists its product as hypothetical. The transcript has a single exon. The coding region runs from base 598 to 1470 and encodes 290 amino acids. The record is from RefSeq and is a predicted model, not a curated record. NCBI's taxonomy places the organism in Eukaryota, Fungi, Ascomycota, Sordariomycetes, Magnaporthales, Magnaporthaceae.
GUCACAACCUGGGGCUCGUUCACCUUGAACAACAGUUCAAAACAGAUCCAGCUGGCUCACUUUGCCGUGCCGCGACAGGAAAGCCCAAACAGCCCCCAAGAGCCGCUUCGUCUUUGUUGCACCUGCCUUGUGUGGCAGGUGGCAGGUGGGUGGCAGCUUCUCGUUGGUGGGUAGAACCAACCAGGCGGUUGGGUUGGCCCAUGGAACAAAGCUGAACCUUUACGACCGGGCGCUCUCUCGACGCCUCGGCUCUACUCUACACACAUCAUUUCCUCCGUCAUGACCUUUUCAGACUUUUGCCUCCUCGAAGUCGAGGACGCACGCGGCAUCUGAAUCCCUCUCCAUCACUCUGGAAAUAUUUUCUAGUUGAAGCCCGCUUGUACACUCUUGCAGGGCAGGCAGUAGGCGGGCUCUGCCUUAUCCAGCCUCUUAACCACCGACUUUCCAGCAUUUAUGCCCAACCAGUCGCGCCUCACCUUGAUUCAUCAACAUCGCAUCGCAUAUUCUCCCUAACCAGUCUGUGCUUAUUGUACUCUCACAAAGUCAAAAAUAAGCAAAAUUCCCACACCAUAUCCGACGAGAAGAAAAAAAGCAGCCAUGGCAAGCAUGUCUCCCGCCCCCGCCGGCGACCAGAACCGCAUCGCGCAGCUGUCGCCCGAGCUGCGCAUCAUGAUCUUCCGCGAGGCCGUGCGCCAGGACCGUCCCAUCCGCAUCGCGCACGACAGCCCGGCGCUCGACGUACUGCUAGUCUGCCGCCUGUUCCGCGGCGAGGCGACCGAGUGGUACUACCGCGAGAACACGUUCGUGGUCGAGGACCCCGUCGCGGCCCUCAUCUGGUCGAGCCGCAUCGGCCCCUACGCGCGCUUCGUGCGCAGCGUCCAGCUCGAGGUGGACGUCUCCCCGCUGUCCGAGGACGCCUGGGCGGUCCUGGGCGUGCCGCGCGGCGGCCACGACACCCAGUGGAAGGGCGUCGUCGCCAACCUGCCGGCAUGGUUCCCGCGCCUCGAGGAGCUGCGCCUCGCCGUCGUGGCCCACCUGCUCAAGCGCGAGGUCGGCCCCGACGCCGAGCCGCGCGUGCACCGCUUCGCCGACGUGGCGCGCGAGCUCAUCAGUUACCUGGACGAGGACGAGGACGGGUGCCUCUUUGCCAUGGAGCGGGAGUGUCCCAACUUUGCCGCCUUGCGCAUCGGCUCGCCGUUCCCGCGGGAGUGGGAGCUCGACUACGUGGACUCGAUGACGUUGUGCAUCUACGAGACUGACUCGGACGGCGUUCGCUGGUAUGAGCUGCACGGGCCUGAACCGACACCAUCCGAGACCGAGGAAGAGGAGGAGGAGGAGGAAGAAGAAGAGGAGGAGGAGGAGGAAGAGGAGGAGGAGGAGGAAGAGGGAGGGGAUGACGACGACGGCGACGAUAACGAAAACGAAAACGGCAAUAACGACAAUGAUGAUAACGACGAUGAUGACGAAUGACGAUGGCAACAACAACGACCAAGAUGAUAAAGAGAAUGAGGAAGGCAACGAAGACGAUUAAGACAACGAAGAGAAUGCGGAAGGCGAUGGCUAUCAAGUGUAGCUCUUGAUCGACUUCAGAGACCCAUGAUGAGCCGGUCAUGGCCGUUAGAUCUAUCUCACCCCACAAAGCUGGGGGUUUAUGAGUGAUCCAGAGCUGACACUCACCAGCCGAUCGACUCUGGGAGUAGCCACACGCGACCUGAGUCUCCCCGGUUGCAUCAGCAGAACCACCCAGUCCGGUGGCUAGCGGCGGGGGACACGAAGGAACGCGCAACGGGGGACGCACCGAGCUCAUCUGUAUAAACCGAUUCCUUUCCCAUCUUAACUCGUCAUGGCAGGCUCAUCCAACAUACCUACCCGCGAGCUCCGCAAUCGGCCUCUGUAGACGGGAAGUCAAGGAAAAUAGGACUAGACAGAAUCCCAAACCCACUGUUUUACGGCGCGGAAAACGCCGACGUACGUCAAUUCAAAAAGCAGCAAGAAAAUACAUAUGAAAACAGC